CUUUCAACAGCUUGGUUAAUCUGGUUAGAGAGUGUUGAUUCUGAGGGAUUUGCUGAGCAUUGAGUUGAGCUGAUCUGAGAGAGGAGCCUGAGGAAAGCAAUGGCCAUGAUGACAGAUGAACAGUUAGAGAAGUUCAGGGAGGAUGGCUUCGUGGCCAUUGAGGAAUUUUUCACGCCCCAGGAGUGCGACUCCCUGAGACAUCGGAUCGCAGACAUUAUCCAAGCCAUGGAUGUCCCACAGCAUUCCCGCACCGAGUUCUCAACCGACGCAGAGGAGCAGCUCAAAGCACAGGGAAGCACAGAUUACUUCUUGACCAGUGGAGACAAAAUUCGCUUCUUCUUUGAGAAAGGCGUGUUCGACAGCAAAGGUGAUUUUCUGGUACCGAAGGAACAGUCCCUGAAUAAAAUAGGACACGCUCUCCACAUAUUAGAGCCCACAUUCAAGGACCUGACCCAUUCAACUAGGGUGCAGGAGAUGGCCAGGAAGCUGUGUCUGCAGGAGCCGGUAAUCGUGCAGAGUAUGUACAUCUUCAAGCAACCUGGAAUUGGUGGUGAAGUGACCCCUCAUCAAGAUGCCACCUUCCUCAACACACAGCCUCUUGGGCGGGUGAUUGGGUUCUGGAUUGCGCUGGAGGACGCGGAGGAGGAGAACGGCUGCCUCAAUUUCAUCCCCGGCUCCCACACAAGUGGCAUUUCCCGGAGGAUGUUACGGAGCAGCCCUGGUGAGCAGUCUUGCAUCAAGUUCAUCGGAAAAGAGCCCGAUCACCCGGAGGCCAAAUUCGUAACCGUCCCAGUUAAGAAAGGUGGGCUCAUCCUCAUUCACGGAGAAGUUGUCCACAAAAGUGCGUUAAACAUCUCGGCUCGUUCCCGGCAUGUCUACACCUUCCACAUCAUGGAGUCGCAGGGAACCCUCUGGAACCCUGAGAACUGGUUGCAGCCGAGUCCAGACCAGCCGUUCCCACUGCUCUUCACUUAAAACCUUCCUUACGACGAGAGCAGCAGAGCGAGCACCAGAAUUAAUACAACCACAAGAUAACAUUUGUAUAGCAUAAGAUCCUUGCUAAAAUCACUGUUUAAUAACUCAAUUUAUAUAAAAGAAUUGAUAAGAUAUUUUGGUUGAUCUUAACAAAUGUGAGGGAGAGUUCCUUUCGAAGUCUGUGUGUUUGGGUUCUGUGACACGUUUGAUCAAAAUUUGAUGGAUGGAUGUUAUUCCUUUCCUUAGUUGCUAGAUUGGGCCCUGACAGUAAUGUGUGAUAGGACUUGGAUUGGUCAAUGUCCUGAUUAAUUGAACUCUUGAUGCCUUAGCGACUGCCUUGACCGGAUUUUUCGAUGUGAAGGUGUCAAGGAAGGAUAAUUAACUGGCAAAUUGAGCUUUUCACAGUUUGUAUCAGACAAACAGCCUGAGAUUAAACCCCGAUAACCUAUGGAGUUACCUUGGAUAAGGAAAGGUGAUUGGAUGGAUACAUUGUGGAGAUGAGUAAACAAAACAUCCUUUGGACUCCAUCUUUGGGUUAUAAGGGUCACGUGGGCUAAAUUAGGGUGUAAACGGACAGGUAACUCUAAAGUGGUUGGAAUCAUCGUAGGAGCAACAGUUGUGAGGCAGCUGGUGGUCAGUGACGUCCCCAAUGAAAUUGUAUAUCGGUUUUGUUAAUUCUUACUGCUUUAAUGUGACUUAACGAUGUAAUAAUUGUAUGUGUUAAAGCAUUGAGCUUUGAAUUGUGUAUGAUAUCAACAGACUUGUGAUCCACACCACCUGUAUUGGGUAGUCUUAUUUCUGGCGAACCUUGCAAUACCAGUAGCUCAGUGCUAGCUCUCCGGAAUAUCACGAGCCACAGUGAUUGCCUUUCAAGCGGAAACAACUGAGAUGUUUGUUGCCUGGUGGUGCAAGGGUGAUUGUAUCUUUGUGUGUCUCUUAAUCUGUGUAUGUGUGUCUCUCUUGGUGUGUGUGUGUGUGUCUCUCCCUGUUGCUCUGUGUAUGUGUGUCUCUUGCAGUGUGUGUGUCUUUCUCUCACUCUCUUGCUGAGUGUGUGUGUGUGUAUCUCUCUCUUUCUCUGGGGAAGUUGGCACUGAGGUGCCUAAGGGUUUGUGAUACUCGGACUCUGCUCUUGACACUGCAACACAGUAUGGAGCGGUCAGGACGAUCUAAACUCAAAACAUCCUGGUGAUAUGUCAGCCAAAUGUCUUCACUCAAUCUUUGACCUCCAAAGGCACAACCUAUGUCCCGCAUGUUAUUUUAUUCUUGUCAGUAUUAUAAAUCGAAACGGUCUUGUGACUUUUA
This is a messenger RNA of Callorhinchus milii (elephant shark), 2277 nucleotides long. It is a transcript of the gene phyhd1, whose product is annotated as phytanoyl-CoA dioxygenase domain containing 1. The record is from RefSeq and is a predicted model, not a curated record. The transcript is spliced from 11 exons. Lineage: Eukaryota; Metazoa; Chordata; Chondrichthyes; Chimaeriformes; Callorhinchidae. Bases 100 to 975 code for a protein of 291 amino acids.